UCCUCCUCCCGUGCUCCGCCUUCCUUUCUCUCUCGGCUAUUUCACUGAGAGCUCCAGGUUGGGAGCAGUUCAGUCCGUUUCCCCGCUACCCCGCCCCCCUUCCUCUUUUCUCCCCACCCCUCCCAUCUCCAGCCCGGUGGAGGAUGAAGCGGCUGCAGUGGCCCCAGCCCCAGCAGCGGCACCGGCGGUGGCUGCGGUGGGGGUGGCCGGAACUGGGGUGGUGAAGCGGUGGCGGCGGCAGCGGCGGUGGCCCAAGGAGCGGCAGCUGCCCAGCCGCUUCCCCUGUGCUUCCCUUCCUCUUUAGCGCAGCCAGGAAGUUUUUCGCUUCUGUGCAUGUAUAUGCGUGAGUGUGGGUGUAUAGGUGAAGGUUUGGGCGGCGUUUGUGCAGGCGUUGGGUUUUUUGCCCACUUCGCUUCCCGUAACCCGGGCAGCUCGGGAGCCUGGGCUGUGGCCCGAGGAGGGGGCGCGGCGGCGACUCUCUCCUUUUGUUGUUGUUUCCUCCGCCUGGGGAGCUGAAGGGGGGCCGCGUCUGGGUGGGGCGGCUCGGAGCCCCGGCCUGGUGGCCCCCGGGGCUCCCGGGCGGGCCGGGUAGGGCAGAGUAGAGCGGACUUCAACAUGAUGGCGGCCGAGGCCGGCAGCGAGGAGGGCGGGCCGGUGACCGCCGGGGCAGCAGGAGGCGGCGCGGCCGCGGGCUCGAGUGCCUAUCCGGCAGUGUGUCGGGUGAAGAUACCCGCGGCUCUGCCAGUGGCAGCCGCCCCCUAUCCUGGGCUGGCGGAGGCCGGAGUGGCAGGCACUGUGGGGAGCGGAGCUGCUUUGGGGUCAGGGUUCCUAGGAGCCGGGUCUGUGGCGGGGACACUGGGGGGAGCCGGGCUGUCAGGGGGAGGUGCUGCUGCUGGCGUGGCCGGUGCUGCAGCCGCCGGACCUGGUGGGGAGAUGGCUCUCACCAAAGGGACCACUUCGUUGCCUGCUGAGAACUUCGGGGCAGGCGGCGGAUUCCCUCCUCUGCCGCCUCCUCCUCAAUUGCCCCCUUUGGGCGCGGGCCUGGGAACAGUGGACGAAGGCGACUCUCUGGAUGGACCAGAAUACGAGGAGGAAGAGGUGGCCAUCCCGCUGACCGCUCCUCCAACUAACCAGUGGUAUCAUGGAAAGCUUGAUAGAACUAUGGCAGAAGAGCGCCUCAGACAGGCCGGGAAAUCUGGCAGUUACCUUAUAAGAGAGAGUGAUCGGAGGCCAGGGUCCUUUGUGCUUUCAUUUCUUAGUCUGACAAAUGUUGUCAACCAUUUUAGGAUUAUUGCUAUGUGUGGCGAUUACUACAUUGGUGGAAGACGUUUUUCUUCACUGUCAGAUCUAAUAGGUUAUUACAGUCAUGUUUCCUGUUUGCUUAAAGGAGAAAAAUUGCUUUAUCCAGUUGCACCGCCAGAGCCAGUAGAAGAUAGAAGGCGUGUUCGAGCCAUUCUGCCUUACACAAAAGUACCAGACACUGAUGAAAUAAGUUUCUUAAAAGGAGAUAUGUUCAUUGUUCAUAACGAAUUAGAAGAUGGAUGGAUGUGGGUUACAAAUCUCAGAACAGAUGAACAAGGCCUUAUUGUUGAAGACCUAGUAGAAGAGGUGGUUUGCAUGUAUUUUCAAGAUUGUGUUUUUUAUGGGACAGAUUAUGUCAUUGUAAGUAAUUUUUAUUUUAACAGCAUUGGGGACAUCAUAGAUCACUAUCGAAAAGAACAAAUCGUUGAAGGUUAUUAUCUUAAGGAACCUGUACCAAUGCAGGAUCAAGAACAAGUACUCAAUGAUACAGUGGAUGGCAAGGAAAUCUAUAAUACAAUUCGUCGAAAAACAAAGGAUGCCUUUUAUAAAAAUAUUGUUAAAAAAGGUUAUCUUCUAAAAAAGGGCAAAGGAAAACGGUGGAAAAAUUUAUAUUUUAUCUUAGAGGGCAGUGAUGCCCAACUUAUUUAUUUUGAGAGUGAAAAACGAGCUACGAAACCAAAAGGAUUAAUAGAUCUCAGCGUAUGUUCUGUCUAUGUUGUUCAUGAUAGUCUCUUUGGCAGGCCAAACUGUUUUCAGAUAGUAGUUCAGCACUUUAGUGAAGAACAUUACAUCUUUUACUUUGCAGGAGAAACUCCAGAACAAGCAGAGGAUUGGAUGAAAGGUCUGCAGGCAUUCUGCAAUUUACGGAAAAGUAGUCCAGGGACAUCUAAUAAACGCCUACGUCAGGUCAGCAGUCUUGUUUUACAUAUUGAAGAAGCCCAUAAACUCCCAAUAAAACAUUUUACUAGUCCAUAUUGUAACAUCUACCUGAACAGUGUCCAGGUAGCAAAAACUCAUGCAAGGGAAGGGCAAAACCCUGUAUGGUCAGAAGAGUUUGUCUUUGAUGAUCUUCCUCCUGACAUCAAUAGAUUUGAAAUAACUCUUAGUAAUAAAACAAAGAAAAGCAAAGAUCCUGAUAUCUUAUUUAUGCGCUGCCAGUUGAGCCGGUUACAGAAAGGGCAUGCUACAGAUGAAUGGUUUUUGCUCAGCUCUCAUAUACCGUUAAAAGGUAUUGAACCAGGAUCCCUGCGUGUCCGAGCACGAUAUUCUAUGGAAAAAAUCAUGCCAGAAGAAGAAUACAGUGAAUUUAAAGAGCUUAUAUUGCAGAAGGAGCUUCAUGUAGUCUAUGCUUUAUCACAUGUAUGUGGACAGGACCGAACACUACUGGCUAGCAUCCUGCUGAGGAUUUUUCUUCAUGAAAAGCUUGAAUCAUUGUUGUUAUGUACACUAAAUGACAGAGAAAUAAGCAUGGAAGAUGAAGCCACUACCUUAUUUCGAGCCACAACACUUGCAAGCACCUUGAUGGAGCAGUAUAUGAAAGCCACUGCUACACAGUUUGUUCACCAUGCUUUGAAAGACUCUAUUUUAAAGAUAAUGGAAAGCAAACAGUCUUGUGAGUUAAGUCCAUCAAAGUUAGAAAAAAAUGAAGAUGUGAACACUAAUUUAGCACACCUAUUAAACAUACUUUCAGAGCUGGUGGAGAAAAUAUUCAUGGCUUCAGAAAUACUUCCACCGACACUGAGAUAUAUUUAUGGGUGUUUACAGAAAUCUGUUCAGCACAAGUGGCCUACAAAUACCACCAUGAGAACAAGAGUUGUUAGUGGUUUUGUUUUUCUUCGACUUAUCUGUCCUGCCAUCCUGAAUCCACGGAUGUUUAAUAUCAUCUCAGAUUCCCCAUCUCCUAUUGCUGCAAGAACACUGAUAUUAGUUGCUAAGUCUGUACAGAACUUAGCAAAUCUUGUGGAAUUUGGAGCUAAGGAGCCCUAUAUGGAAGGUGUCAAUCCUUUCAUCAAAAGUAACAAACAUCGUAUGAUCAUGUUUUUAGAUGAACUUGGGAAUGUACCUGAACUUCCAGACACUACAGAGCAUUCUAGAACUGACCUGUCCCGUGAUUUAGCAGCAUUGCAUGAGAUCUGUGUGGCCCAUUCAGAUGAACUGCGAACACUCAGUAAUGAGCGUGGGGCACAGCAGCAUGUACUGAAAAAGCUUCUGGCUAUAACAGAAUUGCUUCAACAAAAACAAAACCAGUAUACAAAAACCAAUGAUGUGAGGUAGCAGCCUUCGCCCAAGUGUUCUGCAUGGAUUCAGCAUGCCCAACAUGGUAAUUCACAUCAGUAUGUCUCCUUUGCUCUUGCCAAAAAAUAGCACACCUUUCCACAUUCCAGUGAUGUGUGAGCUAUGCAAACAAAACCCUAGAUGCUGCUGGUGAAUAAUUGUGCCAGCAGCUUUGUAAGCUAUCUGUGCAGGAUAUUUGCACUUUUUCCACAUAUGGAUUCAAUCUUUACCAACCUCUGAGCCUUGGUGUACAGAUCACCUUUCAUUCAACAAAAUGCUAUGACUGUAUCUUGAACUCUGAGAAUAUAUUUUCAAUACAUCCAAUUGCCAAAGUUUUGCUGUCUCUUGGAAAAAGAACUAUGAAAUCAACUGACAAGAAAAAGCAUUCUCUGUUGACAAUUGAGUAUAACUGGAUUGCAGACUGUUCUUACUGUAACUUCCUGAUUUAGGAAUAUGACCGUUUGACUGUUUAAUGACUUUUAUUUGUAUUUACAGUUUCCAGAGUUUGCCAUUAUAAUAGGAACAAUCUUUGCUGUAUACUUUUUAAAAUACUGUGCUAUUUCUCUUGCUGGAACUGUUCAAAGAAAAUAUAUAGGAUGGAUGGAUCUAUUGCUCAUCAGCUUUAUUUUUUAAACAUGCCACUUAUUUUGUUCAAAUUGUCAAAAACUAUUUAGAUUUCAUAAUGCUUUUGUUAAAUGUUUACAUCAGUAAAUAGUUUGAAUUCAAUAAAUAUUGGUCAUUGUACUGAUCGAUGCAUGUUACCCAUUCAACCAUUUUAUAGAAUACCAAUUUCUUGUGUU
Hipposideros armiger (great roundleaf bat) is the source of this 4376-nucleotide messenger RNA. RefSeq names its product RAS p21 protein activator 1 (gene RASA1). Gene Ontology annotation, molecular function: protein binding. The transcript has 22 exons. Gene Ontology annotation, biological process: regulation of GTPase activity. The coding region runs from base 616 to 3576 and encodes 986 amino acids. The record is from RefSeq and is a predicted model, not a curated record. Lineage: Eukaryota; Metazoa; Chordata; Mammalia; Chiroptera; Hipposideridae.